AUGGAAUCUUUAUAUUUCUCAUUAAUUGAUAUUAAUCCAAUUUUACAAUGUUCUCUAUGUAAUGGAUAUCUUGUUGAUCCAUAUACAAUAAAAGAAUGUAUGCAUACAUUUUGUCGUACAUGUAUUCUUGUUUAUUUUGAAAAUUUAUCACCUUCAGAAUAUAAAUGUCCAAAAUGUAAUAUAAAUCUUCAACCAUUUUCUGAUAUUUCAAAAUGUUUAAUACCAGAUCGACAAUAUGAAGAUAUUCUACAUUCAUUAUUACCAUUACUUAAUGUUGAUGAAAUAAAUAAUGAAAAAAAUUUUUAUGAACAAAAUUCUUUAUCAAUGCCAAAAGAUCUUCGUCUUAAACUUCGUCUUGUACAAAAUCUUUCACCAAUGCGUUUUAUUGAUAAACAAAAUCAUGUACGUAUGCGUUCAUUAAAAACAAAAUCAACUGUAAGUCGUAUAAAAAAAUCAACUAUUCCAAUAGCACUUCAAAUAGAAUUAUGUAAGAAAUAUAUUGAUCCAUCAUUAACAAUAGAACAAUAUCCACGAAAAUAUCUUUAUAUUAAUUCUCAACUUGAAAUAAAUCAUGUACGAAAAUAUAUUGAAACAAUAUGUCAAAUAUCAAAACCCUAUAAAGUCUAUUUAUUUUUUUAUGAUUCUUGUUUGAGUGAUUCAACGCCGUUGUUAUUAAUUAAAAAUUUACUUUUUUCAUCAAAUGAUCGUAUGAAACUUUUUUUUUCUAUUAUGUUAAUUAAAUAA
Messenger RNA from Rotaria sordida, 744 nucleotides. The record is from the annotation of a GenBank genome assembly. Lineage: Eukaryota; Metazoa; Rotifera; Eurotatoria; Philodinida; Philodinidae.